Lolium perenne is the source of this 1168-nucleotide messenger RNA. The record is from RefSeq and is a predicted model, not a curated record. NCBI's taxonomy places the organism in Eukaryota, Viridiplantae, Streptophyta, Magnoliopsida, Poales, Poaceae.
AUGGCGCUUUCAACGCGUAAGUUAACGCACGCACUAAUUCCUUCUUUCGAACGCACGCUCAAUCUGCCGGCUAACACCGGUUGCAGUCUGUUGCAUCAGACGCGCGAGCAGUUCAGCCUGGAGCAUCUGAAGCAGCUCGCCACCAAGGGCCUCUUGGCGGACGCAGCCGGGUACGUCGAGAGCUUCCUCCCGACCGGCCCCAGGAGCUUCGACGCCCAGGUCCUUUACAACUUCCUCUUGAUGCACCACUACAUUGCGAGUUUCGUUGCCGGAGACAAAGCCGCCCUUGGCCUCAUCCUGGACAACGAGUGGAUGCACUAUGUCACCUUCGCCCACGAAGCCGACGACGAUCGGCUGCCACCCCCUGUCAUGGCCCGCUCCGUGCUUUUCAUACAAGGCGUCAGGGCCUGCAUGGACUGGGAAGAAGUGAGGAGGAGCGCAGCCUUUUCUCUCGGCAAGUUGGUCUGGCAGACUCCAGAGCUGAGCGGGAGUCUCACAUUGCCGGCUAACCACAUAAUGCCGCAUGACGUACUCCCCAUCGGUCUUGGUUUCUGCCGGAGGCGCCAGGUGAAGAAACAAGUGCCCCGGGUAAAAUCAGUUGCUGUCGCGAGGGUUAUCAAGAGAAGCCGACGUCAUAUUAGACGCCUCAAGCGGUCAAGUUUCGAAUCCUUCCACGAGGCAAAGAAAUGGCUCUCCACUGUCAUUAAUAACAGUUUACAAGUUGGCAUGCCUUCAGAGUGCUAUGCACUUCAACCAAGUGGAAAGGAAGGUUCUACAAUUCUCCCUGUCUGGAACUUGCCAAACCAUGCUGGAAGCUGUGGGAUGACUGCAGUGACAAAUGCAGGAGGAAGAUAGCACCCAGAAGCUCUGGAAUGACUACUGAUCACAUUCUGGUGCAUUGUCCUUGUGCAACGCAGCUGUGGUUCAUUGUGGUUCAGAAACUUCAGUGGGAGAUACCGAUUCCUGAGCCAACAGACACACUUCAGGAUUGGUGGUCGAGGAGAGGAGACCUUAUGCCUUUUGAUAGAGGCGAGUGGAGGAUCCUUGAUGCUCUCAUUGUUCUCACAAUUUGUUCCAUCUGGGAGAAUCGUAAUGCUUGGACUUUCAAUGAUAGAAAAAAACACAGAGAUCGACUCCAACAGAUAGGAAGAGAGUGGGAGUUGGUGUU